Messenger RNA from Musa acuminata AAA Group (dessert banana), 1244 nucleotides. RefSeq names its product peroxidase 27-like. Gene Ontology annotation, molecular function: peroxidase activity; heme binding. The transcript has 4 exons. Gene Ontology annotation, biological process: hydrogen peroxide catabolic process; response to oxidative stress. The record is from RefSeq and is a predicted model, not a curated record. Bases 106 to 1155 code for a protein of 349 amino acids. Gene Ontology annotation, cellular component: plasmodesma; plant-type cell wall. Lineage: Eukaryota; Viridiplantae; Streptophyta; Magnoliopsida; Zingiberales; Musaceae.
CAUUGAAACCAGGGAAACCAAAUGCUGCAACCAAAAGAAUCCAGAAAAAGCUAGCUUUCUUGCCAUGGCGGACAGUGGUUGGUACGUAGCCGCAGGUAUAAAUAGAUGGCCAUUGGUUUUGGUGUUCUCAAAAGCUUUCUACCACGCUACUUGGCUCUGACAAACAUGGCCGAGAGGUUUGAUGCAAGAUUCUUGUUCCACCUAGCUCUUUUGAGCUUGCUCCUUGGUUCGGCCAAUGGCAAUGGCCUGAAGUUUGGGUUCUACAAGACGUCGUGCCCGGACGCCGAGGCCAUAGUCCGGAAGACCGUAUCCAGUUACUUCUCUCGGGACCCCACUGUCUCUGCUCCGUUGCUUCGGCUGCACUUUCAUGACUGCUUUGUUAGGGGCUGCGAUGGCUCGGUGCUGCUCAACUCCACCGAGACCAAUUUGGCCGAGAAGGAGGCGAUGCCAAACCAAAGCCUCGAUGGGUUUUACGUCAUCGACGCUGCGAAAGCGGCACUGGAGAAAGCCUGUCCCGGGACGGUCUCGUGCGCAGAUAUCGUAGCUCUCGUAGCCAGGGAUGCUGUAUCCUUGGCUACAGGCCAAGGCAAUAGCCUCUACCAAGUCCACACCGGGCGGCGAGAUGGGUUCGUCUCCAAGGCUUCCGAGGCUGUAGCUAAUAUUCCAUCUGCCUUCUCAGACUUCGCCGAGCUGAAAGCAGAAUUUGCUUCCAAGGGACUAAGCGUGAAGGACUUGGCUGUCUUAUCAGGCGCUCAUGCGAUUGGUAACUCGCACUGUUUUUCCUUCGGCAAGAGGUUAAACAACUACAAGGGCAAAGGUGACAUCGAUCCAACUUUGGAUCCAAACUACGCAAUGGAAUUGCGAAACAAGUGCAGUCCGGGUAUCAACACGGUGGUGGAGAUGGUUCCGGGCAGCUCGACGUCGUUCGACACCAAAUACUAUGAUUUGGUGGCCAAGAGGAAGGGGCUGUUCCGUUCUGACGAGGCUCUCCUCCAGGACAAACGGACCAGAGAUUACGUUUAUUCUCGACUUCACGCCCCUGAGUCGAGCUUCUUCUACGACUUCGGCAAAUCAAUGAUGAAGAUGGGGAAGGUUGGAGUCCUCACAGGCAAUACAGGGGAGAUAAGAAGGAACUGUGCUUUGGUCAACCACUAGGUUGUCGAAUUCGUUGUGGAUUUUCUUGUUGUUCGUGAAUUUCUAAUAAACGCAGGAUUCAGUGCAUCGCCACUUUCUUCUUGUAUCAA